CCCGCUGUUUACUACUUUUCUUUGCUGCAAACCUUUCAUAUGGAACUUCAAUGGCCGUAAAGCUUGCAUCUUUAGCAUUUUUAAAGAGAAUUCCCAAAAGGGUCAAUUUAAAUGCCACUUUUUCUUCACUUUCAUGUGCAAAUGUUGUUCAUAUCAAUUCAGAAACUGAUCAUACUCCGUCAAAAUCUUCUGAUUUUGAGUCAAAGAUCCAAUUUUUAAAGAAUAAGCUUCAUCCAGAUAUCUUGGUCCAUGUCUUGGAUUCCACAACUGAUGUAAAUUCUUCGUUGAAAUUGUUCAAAUGGGCUUCACUUCAGAAAACGUUUAAGCAUAAUGUGGAUACUUAUUAUUUGAUGAUUUUGAAGUUGGGUUUGGCUGGAAAUAUUGAGGAAAUGGAGGGAUUUUGUAAUGAGAUGUUAAAGGAGAAAUGUCCUGGUUUUGAUGAAGCUUUCUUGGGAUUGAUUGAAUGUUUUGUUAGAAAUGAUAGGCUUGACGAGGCUUUAAGGGUUCUUUCUUGUAUGAAUUCAAGUAGUUUUAAGCCUUCAAUAGGUGUUUUUAAUAUAGUAAUGGGUGCACUUUUGGUGGCAAAGAGGGAUUUCAAGGAUGUAUUAUUUGUGUAUAAAGAAAUGGUGAAAGUAGGAAUUGUUCCCAACGUGGAGACUUUGAAUUACUUGUUGGAAGCGUUGUUAGAGGAUGAUAGGGUGGGUACAGCUUUGGAACAAUAUAGAAGGAUGAAUAAGAAAGGGUGUAGUCCUAAUAGUAGGACCUUCGAGGUUCUCAUUAGUGGACUUAUUGCCAGGGAAAGGAUCGAUGAAUCUUUGCUUCUUUUAGAUGAAAUUUUUGAACUUAGGUGUGAGGUGGAUUUGAGCUUUUACACUCGGAUAGUACCGCUGCUUUGUCAGAUUAAUAAAUGUGAGGCAGGGAUGAUGUUACUUGUGAAGAUGAAAGCUUCAAAAAUUUCUCCAGAUUCUUCAACUUAUGGAGCUAUGAUAAUAUGUUUAUGCCAGAAUCUUUAUGUGGAUGAAGCUGUCAACCUUUUUGAAGAGAUGGUGGACAGCGGAAUAACUCCAGAGGAUGAUCUAUAUGUGGAUAUUGUGAAGGGAUUUUGUACAUUAUGUAAAUUUAGUGAAGCAAAGAAGUUUUUAGUAGAUAAUGAUGUUGAUAUAACUUGUCCUUACAAUGCACUUCUUGGAGCUUAUUGCAGUUAUGGUAAUCUUGCGGCAGCAAAAGAUCUGUUUGAUGAUAUGUUUGAGAGGAGUUUAACUGAUAGCUUGUCUUGGAAUUUCUAUAUUCGGUGCCUAUGUGAGAUUGGCGAUAUCAAGAAAGCCUUGGAAGUUCUUUGUAGAAUGAUUGUUUUUUCAUUUCUUCCUGACUCUACCACUUACUCUGCUCUUAUCAUUGGCAGAUGCAAGCAGGAUGAACUUGAUGAUGCUAUACUGUUGUUCAAUCAGGUCCAGCAGAAGUGUGAUGUUUUGGAUUCUGUAUCCUAUGCUGAACUUGUUAGAUGCCUUUCUUAUAAUGAAAAGAUUCAAGAGGCUGCUGAAGUUUAUUGUUAUAUGUCAGGCAAGCAAGUAGCUUUGCAGUCAACCUCUUUUGAUUUGUUCAUUAAGGGGCUUUGUGCAAUAAGAGAAGUCAAGAGUGCAAUCAGGUUUCUAUCUCUUGCUCAUUGUUCUGGUACAUCGUACUCGUCUGUAGCUUACUACAGCAUAAUGCGAGUUUUAUCCAAGUUAGAAAAGGCAGAUGACCUUUUAGUGGUAUUAUCACGAAUGAUUGUAGAUGGUUGUCCUGUUGAGGAAGAAACUUAUUUUAUCCUCAUAGAAAGUAUGAGUCUAGCCGAUAAUCCAGACCAUUGUGCUCGGUUUUUCAAUGUGAUGCUCAGCAAGGGUUUAUUACCCAACUCCGAAACACUAACUACUGUACUGUCUUGUUUAGACAAGCAUUCUCAAAUGCACAUGAUUUUGAGUGCUAUGGAUCAGCUUAUCUCUUGUUCUAAUAUUCUUGGUUCCAGUGCCUAUAACAUGCUCAUCAGGGGCCUUUUGAAAGAAGGAUAUAGAAGUGCAGCUGGUCGCUUGCUAGAUGUAAUGUUGGGGAAGGGUUGGAUUCCUAGUACUGAAACUCAUCAAUUAUUGGUUGGUUCUGUUGUAAAAGAGGAAUCAGAAGUAAGAGCAUAUAUGAGCGAAAAUUUUGGUCCGCAGGAUGAGGUUAGCAGCAUACUUGAAAACGCAUUGGCUCAAACUUAACCUGAUUCCAUAUAUCAACACUAUCAUUGGCCGUUGUUCAAUGUCUCCAUUAAGUGCGAUUGUGAAAGCCUCUGUAAGACUUGUAGAUUUCAUCUCAGACUUCAGUGCUAUAAAAGGAGGGUAUCUUUCUCAGGGAUCUGAUUUUGACAAACUUCAUUGAAAUUCAGUGUCGUGCAUAAAUUGAGGGAUUGAUGCUGACGGAAAUACCAUGAAGAUGGCCUUUAAAUGAUGAUCCCGUGGAUAAACUUUCUGGGAAAUUUUUUGGAAGGAAUUAUCCUGGUCGGCGGUCAUCCAGCCCU
Coffea eugenioides is the source of this 2536-nucleotide messenger RNA. RefSeq names its product pentatricopeptide repeat-containing protein At1g09900-like. The record is from RefSeq and is a predicted model, not a curated record. Gene Ontology annotation, molecular function: protein binding. NCBI's taxonomy places the organism in Eukaryota, Viridiplantae, Streptophyta, Magnoliopsida, Gentianales, Rubiaceae. Bases 51 to 2237 code for a protein of 728 amino acids. The transcript has 2 exons.